Molecule: messenger RNA, 6515 nt
Organism: Leptopilina boulardi
Lineage: Eukaryota; Metazoa; Arthropoda; Insecta; Hymenoptera; Figitidae
Product: homeobox protein TGIF2-like
Exons: 5
Coding region: 1053-2078 (341 amino acids)
Biological process (GO): regulation of transcription by RNA polymerase II
Molecular function (GO): RNA polymerase II cis-regulatory region sequence-specific DNA binding; DNA-binding transcription factor activity, RNA polymerase II-specific
Source: RefSeq, a predicted model, not a curated record
AGUCUCGCUCUGGCAUCUGUUUUGUACUCUUGCGAAAGUACGCGCGCUCUCUAAAAAAAAAAAAAAAAACGCAAAAUUGAAUCUCCAAAUCCAAAAAAAAUCAAAUGCCAUCAAGAAAUGGUGUUUUUGCAUAUUUUUCUUAUCCAAAAUCCUGAGGAAUAAUUAUGUCAGGUAUACGUGAAUGUCAUGUUCAUCGAGGGACAAGUUGAUGACUUUUUUUUUUUUUUUGAUUGAAUUCUGAUUUUUAAGUAUGCGAGAGAAAUUCAGUGAUUAUGUCAAUUGGAACAUUAUGACAGGUGGUGGUGAUGUGCGAAGAAAGAUAAGGAUCAAUAAUUUUGCAAAGUAUUUUCAAGGAACAGAAGAAACAAAAGAAUGGGAGGAUAAUUGUCGAUAAUUAUUGUCAAGAGAUGAAGUUUUAAGGAUGACUCUCUUUCUCUCUCUCUCGCUCUAGGAAAAGGUGACCUUUUAUUGACCCAGUGACAGUUCAACCACAUCACUUGAAAUAGAAUCCAAAUGCUUUUAUAGAAAUCGUUGAUGCAUUAAGUAAUUAAGGAAUAUUGGAAUUUUAAGAGCUUUAAAUUUUCUGAAGUAGAAAUGGACUUUUAAGGACAGACAAACGUUUUUGAGGAUAUUUGUGGAUCGUGAAGAAGGGCAAAUAUUGAAAAAGUGUUGGGAAAUUAGAAACAGUGUGAUUUAGUGAACAUCUAUGAAGUGAAGGUUUUAGUGAACUUUUUUGGAAAACUGUUUCGUUUGUGAGUAUACUGUCGUCUUAAAGAAUGUUGAACAAUGGAAAUAGUAGUGAACAUAAUAGUAAACAAAUAAUUUUGAAAAGAAAUAAUAGUAAACAAAAAUAAUAGUGAACAGAAAUAAUAAACAGAAAUAAUUUUUAAACAUCCGAAAUGAUAGUAAAUUGUGAAAUAACAGUGAACUGAAAUUCAGCAAUGGAAAUAAGUGUUCUUUAAGGAAAACUGAAUCAUCUUUAAGGGACCAUUAAGAAUCAUUAAGAAACAUCUCUUUAAAAAUCUGUGUGGAAAAAAAAAUAGUGCAUCCAAAUGAUAGUGGAACCGGAAGAACGUAAUCAAUCAGCUAGUGACAGUCAAUUAGCAGAAAUGCAUUUGGAGCAGAGAAUUAAUGGCGAUCGGUCAGCGAGAGAUCGCUUUCCAUCGUCGAGCAGCACUGAUGACGAUCAAAGUGGAUCGGACGCGGAGCAGGAUUCCGCGACAAUACGUGGCAAGGGUCAUUCUGGAAUUUUACAUCAUUCCGGAACGCAUUCCGUACGAAAACGUAGGGGAAAUUUACCGAAACAUUCGGUAAAAAUUUUAAAAAGAUGGCUAUACGAGCACAGGUACAAUGCAUAUCCCAGUGAUAGUGAAAAACUCACCCUCAGUCAAGAAGCAAAUCUCACUGUUUUACAGGUGUGCAAUUGGUUUAUAAACGCAAGAAGACGCAUUUUACCGGAAAUGAUUCGCAGAGAGGGCCACGAUCCUCUUCAAUACACUAUUUCGCGACGAGGAAAAAAAAUGCCCGGAGGAAGUCAUCAACAAGCAUCAAGUCUCAGUCCACGCGCCACUCCUGAAUGGGAUCCACUCGCUGGAAUGAGUGCUCCAAAACGUAGCCGCGAUCAUGAUUAUGAAGAUCCAACCGGUCUUAUGUAUCGAAGUGAAGAAGAUAGUCCAAAUGAUUAUGAGAGUAGUUCCCAUAGCGAAGAGGAACGUCCAGCCUCCCAAUGGUCCAGCGUGAUUGUCUAUCCAUAUUCGGAGACCAAAGUCGAGCAGAACAAUCAGCCAAGUUAUGCUGAAGCGAUCGCUCAUCCUGCCCGACGAGGGAACGAUGACCAAUCGACAGUGAGCGAAGCAGCUUAUUGGAGUGCGCCGAGGCAACAUCUUGCAGCAACUCCGGACGUUCAACAGGAAACCGAGGUGUAUAGCACUCACGCAUGUAGUCCUCACAGCGACGAAACGCCGCCUCCAACACCACCCGAGGAAGACAAGGACAAAUUCAAGUGUCUCUAUCUUCUCGUAGAGGCCGCCGUCGCUGUCCGGCAGCAAGAGAAGGAGCGCGAGGGAACCGUGGUUUAACAAAAAAACAAAAAACGCGAACUCAAUUGCCAUAAAAAAAAACAAAAAAAUUUUUUUCCAAAUCUUAUAUUUUUUUUGUAUAAGAUCAUACAAAUUUUAAUUAUUUUCGGUUCUCUAUUUUUUCAAUUCCGUUGAGAGCCUCGAAACAAAUGACGACGAUGACAACAACAAAAAUAACAAAACGAAACAGAUCCGAAAUUUUCCAUCAUCGACUCCAAAACAAAACAAAACAAAAAAAAAAAAGAAAAAAUUUAGAAAACGAACUCUCGCCGCUCCAUCACUCGCGUGCCGAGGACUUUUUAAAAAAACUAAUCUUAAUAAAAACUCUUUAUAAACAUGCGAGCGGUAAAAAAUUUUUCAUAAAUUUUUUUUUUUGAAACAAGAGACAUAAACGCUUCCCGUCGAGUCUCGAUCGUAGUUUCAAAAAAAAAAAAAAAAAGAACUUCGAACGUGAUUCGAUGUACUGUGAUUAUUAUUAAUUUUUUUUUUUUUUGAAAUUCAUUUUUAUUAUUACUAUUAUAUUAUAUUAAUUAUUAUUAAUUUGUUGUUACGCGCAGUUUCUACCCUGACGCGAUAUCGCGCUUAUCAUCCUGCUUUGAAGAGAGAAAGAGAGUUUAAUGCCAAGAGAAGAGAAAUACACAAAAAAGUAAAAAACAAAAUAAAAUAAAAUAGGAACUGCUCGAUGUGACCUGAAGAAAAAAAAAAUCAAAAAAGUCUUUUUUUUUUACAAAAAUUUUGUAGUGAAAUUGUGUGAAUGUGAGAAAAUGAAAAAAAAAAUUGAGUGAUAAUAGUGAGAGUGGAAAAAAUAUGAAAGAAAUUAAAAAAAAAAAAAAUAUCGAUAUUAAAGAGAAAAAUGUUCCAAUUGAUUGUAAUUUUUGCUCUUCCAAUAAUAAUAAUGUGAGAAAAAUAAGUGAUUUUAUUUUUUUUUUUGGUAUUUCUAGUUUAAUUUUUACGAUCACAAUUGUGCCUUUAUCUAUUUGUCAAUUAAAUAUGCUAACUUUAAUCGCAAGUAAAUUUUUUUUUUCAAAUUUUUCGACUACAAUUUCCUUUUCUAGUUUUUUUUAACAAAUUUAAUUAAUUCCUUUUUUUUAUUUAAUAUAAAAAUUUUUUACUAUUUUUUUAAAAAUAAAUUUUUCAAAUUUACUAUUUUUUUAAAUAUAAAUUUUUCAAAUUUACAAUUUUUUUCAAUUAUUUAAAAAAAAAAAUUCGGAAAAUUUUCAAUUUUUUUUCGUGUGGGUACAACGAGCAUUGUCCUUUAAAAAAGCGAAUUCUCGCAGGAAGCGCGAAUCGUUGACUAGAUUUUUAAGGUGAAACUUUCGAAAAAUCGAGACUCAUGAGUUUUGUUGUUUUUUUUUUUUUUCUUACCUCGAGUCUCGAUUUUUUUUUCCCCCCCUCUAUCAAGUAAGUUUUUAAUUUUUUUUUUUUUUUUUUUUUUUUUCUUAGGUCUUCCGCCCCUCUUAUUUUUGGUUCAGGGAUUUUUUUCACAUUUUACCGUGAGAAGCAUUUAUAGAAAAGAAAAAAAAAAAUUCCAGAAAAUUUGUUUUUUAUUUUAUUUUCUGGAAUCGCAAAAAAAAAAACAGUUUUUAAUGCAAAAAAAAAAAAAGAUAUCGUAAAAUGAUCGGUACAAACGCCAAAGACUUACUUAAUUAUUAAUAAUUAAAAAAUAAACCGAGUGGUUCAUCUUAAAAAAAAAAAAGAAAAAGAAAAAAAACGAGUGAGAGAGAAUUUUUGUGUGAUUGGUCCUGUAUUUUUUUUUCAUUACAAUACGCAACGAUUGACAAGAAAAAAAAACUGCGCGGAAUUUCAUUCAGCAAAGUUUUUGUGGAAUGUACAAAAUGAAAAAUUAUUUUUUAGACUAGAGAUCGCUCUUUAGAUAAUAAGGUCUAGAAAUUAAGAUUUAGAGUUCUCUUUUACGACGAUUUAAAAAAAAAACAAAAAAUGCACAAAUGAUUCUUGUUCGUUGAUCUUUUUGCCAAAAAUAAAAUUUGGUGAAAAGAUCUCUUUUUUUUCUACAAUUGACAAAAACAAGAAUCGAAAAUUUAAACGCAUUUCGGAUCAAAAAAAUUAAAAAAAAAACCCCCGAAAACCGAUCCAGAGAAUUGGAAAUUUUUAUUCAUUCUAACUUCAAUGUUAUUUUUAUAAAACGAAAAAAGAAAUUUUUUAUAUGUACAACAAAAAAUUUUUCCAAAAAAAAGGAAAAAAUACCAAAAACAAAUUAUAGAAAUAGAAAAAAGAAAUAUAUAAAAAUAUUAUUUUUAAAGAAAACAAAUUUUUUUUCGAAACAAACGGCUUUUAUAAAAUCCCAAAAAUGUAUAGAUAUAUUUUGAAAUUUAUUUUCUUUCAUUUUUUUUUUUUUUCUGAAAUUUUUUAUCCCCCUUUUUUAGUGUAUAAGGAAAAAAAAGUAUUUACUCAUUUUGUUAUUUUUAAGUAUAAUUUUCUUUGUAUCGGUUUUCUCAUUCUUGUAUAAAAAAAAACACAAUUUUUAAUUUCGGAAAAAUAUCUCAGAAACUCGUCUCAACGAAUGGAAACGAAUUUUUCUAAAUUAGAAAAUCGCAAACCUCUUUUUUUUUGUAAAUAUAGAAAAUAUUGUGGCGUAAAAAGUGUUUUUUAAAAAAAAGGAAAAGAAAAACGCCUACAGAGAGAGAAAAAAUUUUUUUUUUUGAAAGUUUUUUGAAAAUAGAAAAUAUUUUCAUAUUAUAUAAUAUAAAUAUAUAUAUAUAAAUAAAUAUUAGUGAUUGCGUCGCUGGUAAUUUUUAUAUUAUUAGGCUGUUGAAUAUUGGCGAAAAAAAAAUAUAAUUAACAUUGUUAACUAUUGGUAAAUAUAAUAUUAAUAGAGAGAAUAAGAAUUGUGUGAAAUAGCGCUCUUUGUUUAAAAAAAAAAAAAAAGGUCUCAUUGUACAUAAAAAGCGAAUAGAAGAAAAAAGAGCAUCGAAUUUUUCGUGAUAAUUUUCUGUUUUGUUCGAUAGUCGGAAAAUUUGUUCACUAUUUCAAAAAUAAAUUUCGUAUGAAAGAAAAGAAGGUAGAAACAUUUUUAGAAAGAAAUUUACAAAAAAAAGAAGAAGAAAGAAUAAAAAAAAAAUUUAUAGAACAAAUUCAAAAAAAAUAUAUUUUUUUAAGAGGAAAAUAAAAGUGUUUUUAAAAUUGAAAAUCGAGAAAUUAAAUAGAAACUUUUUUUUUUUUGAUUGGAAUAGAAAACAAAAUUUUCGAUCAAAAUCAAAAAACAGAAAAAAUUAUCUCGAAUUGUAGUUACAUAAUAUUAAGAGGACAAUUUACAAAAAUUUUUCAAUUUAGUUUUUUUUUUGUUUCCAAAAUAUUCGAUUUUAAAUUUUUCAUUUCAAUAAAUAAAAUACAAAUUUUUAAAUUAAAUUUACAAAAUUAAAAAUUUAUUAUAUAAAUUUUAUAUACUAAAACAAAGGUUCAUGCAAGCCAAAAAAUUUAUAAUUAAAAUUAAAUUUCAAUAAUCAAAUAUUAAAAGAAAUUGAAAAUUUGCAAAUAAUUUUAUAUUAUUUCAAAUUGUGAAGCAAAAAUAAUUAAAAAUCAAAAAAAAGUCGACUAUCGAAAAAAAAGAAGGAAUAAAAAUUUUCGUAAAUUGUACCAAAAAAAAAAUUGGGAAAAAAUAUUGUAUAUGUCGAAAAGUCCGGAGAAUGAAAAAAAAAUUCUUCUUGAAAUCAACCAGUUCUCACUGCCGCCAUUUUAAAUGUCCGAAGUGUCUUUUUUUUAUAUAAACAUAUAUAAAUAAUAAUAUUCAGACAAAAAGCACACGAGGUCUUGUAAAUUAUUUUUUCGGUUGAAAAAAACAAAUUUUUUUUUUUUUAUGAAUCGAAAAAAAGAUUCUCUUAUUAUAUUUAUAAUAAAUAUAUUUACUCAAAUUUUUCUACCAUAAAUCGAUAUAUAUUUAAAAAAAAAAAAAAAAAAAUUGCGCUAUUGUGUGUUUUUGUAGAGGAAUGAGAGAGAGAAAGAGUGAGAAUGAUCGAUAAUGUGCCACACGAAUUUAGAAUAUUAUUUAACGCCUCGAUUGUCUUAUAAUGCACUAAAAAUCAUACAAUCGACCUUUAUAGAGUUCCUAUUACACCCCAAAAUUUCACCUGGAAUUUGUUGGAAAAUUUUUCUUUUUUAUUAAAUAACAAUAGAAAAAAAAAUUAACUUUUUCCGUUUAAAAAAAGAAAAAAAGAAACUAGAAAACACAAUGGGUGCCUUGCUCAGAUAUAGAAAACAAAAUCUACUUUAUGUAGUAGAAAAAACUCUCGAUUGUUUCCCAAUUUUUCUAUUUUUAAAAAGAAAAUUUUUUUUUUUUUGGAGAUUGCCUGUGUCUCUAAAAAAAAAUAAUUAAUUUACAUUCUGGACUAAUUAAUAAGUUCACAGUAUUUUCUAAUUAAUGGAUUUAAAAAUUAAUUAGUUAAAAAUAUUGAUUAAUAACUUUUUUGUUUAAAAAAUUUU